Molecule: messenger RNA, 435 nt
Organism: Venustampulla echinocandica
Lineage: Eukaryota; Fungi; Ascomycota; Leotiomycetes; Helotiales; Pleuroascaceae
Product: V-type proton ATPase proteolipid subunit
Exons: 3
Coding region: 1-435 (144 amino acids)
Biological process (GO): proton transmembrane transport
Cellular component (GO): proton-transporting V-type ATPase, V0 domain
Molecular function (GO): proton-transporting ATPase activity, rotational mechanism
Source: RefSeq, a predicted model, not a curated record
AUGGCGGUGGUCCUCUCCGUGUUUGGCGCCGCCUACGGGAUCGCGAAGUCAGGCAUUGGAGUCUCAGUAGUCAGUGUGUUGCGACCUGACAUGAUAGUCCAAAACAUGAUGCCGCCCAUCCUCGCGGGUAUCCUCUCCAUCUACGGUCUUGUCGUCGCGGUUAUAAUAAACUCCGGCCUCAAGGAGAAAAUUGCUCUUCAUACAAGCUUCAUGCACCUAGCAGCAGGGCUAUCAUGCGGAUUGUGCUGUCUGGCAGCAGGAUUCUGUAUAGGGAUCGUGGGUGAUGCCGGCGUGAGAGGUACUGCGCAGCAGCCGCGUCUCUUCGUCGGGAUGAUGUUGAUGUUGAUCUUUGCUGAGGUGCUGGGUCUUUAUGGGGUUAUUAUUGCAAUGAUGAUGGUCUCGCAGGCAACUGUGAAUGUGUCGAAUUGCGGAUAG